AUGGCCCAUAGCUUAUCAGGAUUAAAAGUAGUGAGAAAAAAUAAUUUCACUCCUUUAGAUUUUGGAAACAAUAAAAUUUCAAAAGGAUCGAUUGUAUUUGCUGAAGGUGUAUUUAACGAUAAUGACGAUAUUACUACUGAUAGACAGUCAAUGUCGAGAUUAAAUGCUAAUAAUGUGAAUACUUAGGGAUAGAGAAGAUUGAAGAGUGCAAAUCCAAAUUUACUAGGUGUCCAUAAGAUUCGACUAGACAGGCCAAGUACAUCUCAGACUUCAUUUUCCAGGUAGUUGAUGAAGGAUAUAGAUAAUGCACCACUAACUAGAAAGGAAUCAAUGUCUAAAUUUUAUAAAGAUCAUCUAAAAAAGUAGAUCGAGUAGUCAUUUCAGCCAAUAGGUCUUAAAACUUCAAAGACUAUAGCACAGCUUCUAUAGCCCUAAAUUAAACCUGAAAAGUAUUUUCACGAAAGAGUGGAGUAAAUAUAUUAGAAAAAUAUUAAGGGCAAAGAUGAGGAGGAUGCCCAACUUCUAGAUGAUAUUGUAAACAAAAAGGUCAGACGAACAUUUUUAAAGUAUAUCAAAGAUAACAAAAUCCGAAGAGAUUACCUCACUAAAGUUAUUUCAAAAAUAAAGGAAAACUAGGAAAAAAUAACAAACAAUUUCUCUGAUCCUUUUAAUAAAAAUCUAGAGAGUGUAAAUGAGGAAAAAUAUUUAAGCAAAUUUAUGAAUACACAGGACUUUUUGGAAAAUAAAAAGAACUAUAGGCGUAGAAUAUUGAUGUAAAGCAUGCAUGAAAACAAAUAUGGAAAGCUAUGGUCUUACAAUAAAUCAUCUGAACUUUCUAACAAAAAAUUAAUGGGCUCAACAUGCCAACUCAUCAAACCAAGUUCUGGUGCACCUGAAACAGGUGUUUAAUUCUAUCCAAGAAAGAAUAGAUACGAUUGA
Stylonychia lemnae is the source of this 939-nucleotide messenger RNA. NCBI's taxonomy places the organism in Eukaryota, Ciliophora, Spirotrichea, Sporadotrichida, Oxytrichidae. The record is from the annotation of a GenBank genome assembly.